CCCCCCCCCGCGACGCCAUGUGGGCCCCCGGGAACCCGGCUCCAUCACCCCAGCUGCCAGGUGGCCCUGGCCUCAGUCCUGGCCAGGCGGAGAUUCUGCGGACAUUCAGGGAUUGGCUUCACCACUGAGCCCUGAGGCCUCUUCCAGCCACCACCCCCACAUCCCUAGCCUUCCUCGGCACCAUCAGUGCUCUUAUCCUAGCCUCAGCAAUGCUGCAUACCGAGGGCCACGCUCUUCUUCGGGCUGUGGGUCAGGGUAAACUACGCUUGGCCCGUUUGCUUCUGGAGGGAGGUGCCUACGUGAAUGAGGGUGAUGCCCAGGGGGAGACUGCGUUAAUGGCGGCUUGUCGGGCCCGCUACGAUGACCCCCAGAACAAGGCGCGCAUGGUACGCUACCUUCUGGAGCAAGGUGCAGACCCCAACAUCGCAGACCGCCUAGGGCGUACUGCGCUCAUGCACGCUUGCGCUGGGGGUGGAGGAGCCGCAGUGGCGUCGCUGCUCCUUGCCCACGGCGCAGACCCCUCAGUUCGAGACCACACGGGCGCCUCGGCGCUUGUCCACGCCCUGGACCGCGGGGAUCGCGAGACCCUUGCCACACUGCUGGACGCCUGUAAGGCCAAGGGCACGGAGGUCAUCAUCAUCACCACGGACACCUCGCCCUCAGGCACCAAGAAGACCCGGCAGUAUCUCAAUUCCCCACCGUCCCCGGGGGUGGAGGACCCCACUCCCUCUCCUCCUAGCCCUGGGGUCUGCACGUCGCCUUCGGAAAUCCAACUGCAGACUUCAGGAGGAGGCCAGGGUUUGUUAUCUCCUCGCACCCAGGAAGAAGAGGAGAAGCGGGACGUAUUUGAAUUCCCUCUUCCUAAGUCCCCUGAUGACCCUUCCCCUUCUGAUCCGCUCCCCAAACCACCCCGUCACCCUCCAAAACCACUCAAAAGGCUCAACUCCGAGCCCUGGGGCCUAGUGGCUCCUCCACCCGUUCCGCCCGCCGAAGGGAGGCUAGGGAUAGAGCGCCUGGCCACCGAUUUCAACGGCUUGACCCUAGGUGGUCGACCCCGUCUUUCCAGACGUCACAGCACCGAGGGCCCGGAGGACCCGCCCCCGUGGGCGGAGAAAGUGACGGGUGGGGGUCCCCUCUCACGCCGAAAUACCGCGCCAGAAGCUCAGGAGUCUGGUCUUCCGUCAGGGCUGAGGCAAAAACUGAGCCGCAUGGAGCCGGUGGAGCUCGAUGCCCCCGGAAAUCUUUGCCCUGAUUCGCCGGAGUGCUGCCGCCCAUCCUUGGAGCGCCGCCGAUACAGCGCCUCCCCGCUGACUCUUCCUCUGGCAGGUUCGGCUCCCUCCCCGCGCCAGUCCCAGGAAAGUCUGCCUGGGGCUGUGUCUCCCCUGAGUGGGAGAAGGCGGAGCCCGGGGCUGCUGGAGCGGAGGGGCUCGGGAACUUUACUCCUGGACCACAUCUCGCAAACGCGGCCGGGUUUCCUGCCUCCGCUCAACGUCAGCCCCCACCCUCCCAUCCCCGACAUUCGCCCCCAACCCGGAUGUCGGGCGCCCUCGCUGCCCGCUCCUCCCCAGGCGGGGACGCCAAGUUCUCCCAGGGCCAAGCGCAAACUGGUGAGGCGCCACUCCAUGCAGACGGAACAGAUCCGCCUGCUAGGGGGCUUCCAGAGUCUAGGCGGGUCGGGGGAGCCGGGGCGCUGAGAGGUGUGAGAGGAGCCAGGAGGGUGGGGAUCAGGACCUUGAUGGAACAAGUAGGAGAACCAGCUCACACACGUAACCAUAGGGGUCUUUUGCAUGUGCUCCUGGGCACGGUGCACGCACACAUGGGCAACCGUGUUCACAAACACAGUUACUCUUAUUUGCAGGGAAGGGUAAGUACUCUAUUGGGCAUAUAGACACAUGCAUUCAUGCCCUGGUCACUUCACAUGCAUAUGAGAAUUACUUGUGUACCUACCCACAGACACAGCACACACAGGACCACUUAUCCUGGGGCCCCAAUUGGGUCCCAAACUUACUUGCAUUUGUUCAGAAGUAGUAGGGAACCCUUCUUAUGGGUAGUCUCCAAUCUCCUUGCUCUCUGACAGAAGCAAUCCCUUCCUUUCCAUACAUGCCCUACAACACAGCCAUGAUUUCGCACACUCUACCCUCUCUGUGAAUAUUUCAUCUCAUUCUUCAUGUCUUGCUUCUUUCUCUAGGCCUGACUCCUUGUUCACACCCUGCUUCCAGUCCUAACCAUUGUUCAGUAUAUCUUCGCUCUCCUUGGGGGUUUUCUGCAGCAAUGCCUAGCCUCAUUUCUGCUGCUGCCCUUCCUGCUCUCAGCUUCUCAACUUUCUGCUUUUUAUUCCCACCCUGUUCCCCCGACCACCACAACAGAUUGUCACAUUUUCCCAGGGGGUGGGUCAGCUUAUGAACCGCCCCCCCCCAGCGUGGGUAAA
Messenger RNA from Pteronotus mesoamericanus, 2428 nucleotides. It is a transcript of the gene ANKRD34A, whose product is annotated as ankyrin repeat domain 34A. Bases 210 to 1694 code for a protein of 494 amino acids. Gene Ontology annotation, molecular function: protein binding. Lineage: Eukaryota; Metazoa; Chordata; Mammalia; Chiroptera; Mormoopidae. The record is from RefSeq and is a predicted model, not a curated record. The transcript has 2 exons.